Molecule: messenger RNA, 1512 nt
Organism: Entrophospora candida
Lineage: Eukaryota; Fungi; Glomeromycota; Glomeromycetes; Entrophosporales; Entrophosporaceae
Source: the annotation of a GenBank genome assembly
AUGGUUCCCAUAUACAAAAGAGAUAUCUUCAAAGAAGUUAUAGAUAGUAUUGCAGCAAAACAAUCAUGUAUUAUUCAUGGACCAUACCAAAGUGGAAAGACCUCCUUAUUGUUAGAAAUAAGAUCAUUACUCGUGGAUGAAAGAAAAAAUUUUGUGUAUUUUGAUAUGACAACAGUGACCAGGAUAACAAUACCAACAGAAUCAAGAAAAUCACAAGAUUUACAAAAUGAAUUUUUCAAAAUCAUAUCAUAUUACUUUUUUAAAGAAACCCUUACUGAUGUAGAAACCAUGACACGUAUCUUAGACCUAGAAGAUCCUUUGUAUGUCCUCAUUGAUGAAUUUCAAUUUAUUUUUACAAACAAGAAGCUCCUUAAUGUAGCUAAAGAUUUCUUCCGAUCAAUCUCAAUCUCUGAGAAUCUAAUUUAUAUUGGUGUAGGUACCUCUAAGCUCAUGGAUUUGAUGGAUGAUGAUGGAAAAGGUGAUGAAGAAUGUAGUGAGGACCUCAAUCCACCUUUUAACAAGGCUAAAUUCAUUAAAAUGGAACCAUUCAAUGUUGAAGAGAUGGGUAUGCUUUUUUCUUCAUAUGAAAAAAGGUUCAGCCCAGAAGGUGUUCCUAUCUAUUUGCAGAAUAAGAUUAUACAAGAAUCUUGUGGUCACCCAGUUUCUUUCAUGAUCUUGUUAAAGCUCUUUAAUAAUUUUAGUUCAGACUCUGAAAUUAGCUGGAACUAUAUGUUGGAAAAUAAUCUUAGUGAGUACAUGAAUGGGACACAUAUCAAACUGAAGAAAAUGUUAAACAAUAUGAGUGAUACUGAAAAGGCAAUUAUUCGUGAUCUUACAAAGAAUAUGGGAGAUAAAUGGUGCAUAAAUUCCAAUAUACCCAAACACUUUAUCAGAAGAUUAAUAAACAUUGGCAUUCUCUUUCUUUUUGGUGAUAAUUAUUUUGUUGGUUUUACAAGCUAUCUUAUCCUGCGUAUUUGUAUCAACACAGUCUUUCCUAAACCACUACAACCUUUACCAAUAAACAAAGUACCAACCGAUCCUAUUAAGUUGCUAGAACUUGGAUUACAACACAUUGAUCCUUGUACAAUCAUUGAUGAUAGAGUUAAAAAUGUAGAUGGUUCAGCAGAAAGAUCUUUACAGGCAGCACUUUAUUGUGUCUUUAAUGGCUUACUUCCCAGGCCAAUGUUAUGUUUGCUAGAGGUAAAGUGCAGUGGUCAUGAACAACUUGAUUUAAUGAUAGUUAAAGGUAAUGAGAAUUUGGUUGCUUACUCACUCAAAGUCAAUAACAUCACAUCAAAUGAUUUCAAUAAAGCAAUAUGGCAGGCUGUAAGAUAUGUUGAUCAUUAUAAAAUGGAUGUAUAUCUUGUCAAUUUCUACCUAGAUGGUCAUAGAGAACCAGAUGUGCCCAUUAAUACUCCAGAACAUAUCAUUUUAGUUCAUGUCAAACAUAAUGCUGAAUGCACACAAUUCAAAAUUCAUAUACCAUCUGAUAAUUAUUGGAAGAUAAUUAAU